UAUUUGAACGUGCGUGCAAUAGUUUUAAACAAAGUUACAUUAUUAAUUAUUGUAAUUCGUGUUUAUUCGUAGGUAUUAGUUUGUUUUAUAUUGUUAUCAAGUUACAAGUGAAGUUAUUUAUAAGGGAAAAAUAUUUAUGUACUCUGUGAAACGGUGCAAUUAGAAAACAGGUUAUUGUGUGCGAUUUAGUACUCGUUUUUCAUUUUUGCAAAAAUAAACUUUAAACAUGAAAGAAAUUCACAAGAAAGAUGAAACAUCAGACGAUGAAGCCGGAUUGGGAUACCAGAACACGUUGAUGUAUGGUCGCUACCAACGCGACCUCAGCGAAGCGGCCAGAGAGGAAGCGAGAAGAUUGAGAAGGAUAAGGAAGAGACGGCGGAAGGAUGACAAGCUGCGCCAGAAGGAGUUGGAAGCGACGGGCAAACACAGACCACGGGGGAAGUUCUUCAAAGUUGUUGGCUACCUGUGGCGGCACACGUUCGCGCGGCUGGGCGAGGACUGGGUGUUCCUGGCGCUGCUCGGCAUCAUCAUGGCGGUCCUCAGCUUCGCCAUGGACAAGGGCAUCGCGGUGUGUAAUAACGCUCGCAUGUGGAUGUACAAGGACCUGGCGACGUCGACGUUCAGUCAGUACGUGGCGUGGGUGUCCCUGCCCGUCUGCCUCAUACUGUUCGCGGCGGGCUUCGUGCAUAUCGUCGCUGCGCAGAGUAUUGGUUCCGGAAUCCCCGAGAUGAAGACGAUCCUACGAGGGGUCCACCUGAAGGAGUACCUGACAUACCGCGCGCUCAUCUCCAAGGUCAUAGGGCUGACUGCCACCCUGGGCUCAGGGCUGCCGCUGGGUAAAGAGGGUCCAUCAGUCCACAUCGCGUCCAUGGUGGCGACUCUCCUGUCGAAGCUGGUGACGACCUUUCAGGGUAUCUACAGCAACGAGUCGCGGACAACGGAGAUGUUGGCCGCCGCCUGCGCUGUCGGUGUCGCCUCGUGCUUCGCCGCGCCUGUUGGAGGUGUGCUGUUCUCUAUAGAAGUAACAACAACUUACUUCGCCGUCCGCAACUAUUGGAGAGGAUUCUUCGCCGCUUGCUGUAGUGCCAUUAUGUUUCGUCUUCUGUCCGUGUGGUCUGGCGCGCUGCCGACGGUCAAGCCGCUUUUCCCCACCAACCUGCCGCAGGACUUUCCCUUCGACCCUCAGGAGUUUGCUGUAUUUGUUCUGUUAGGCAUAGUGUGCGGUCUGAUGGCGGCACUGUGGGUGUUCCUGCAUCGCCAGUACGUGCUGUUCAUGAGGAAUACGAAGUUCCUCAGCAACUUCCUGCAGAAGAACCGCUUCAUCUACCCUGGGUUCAUAACGCUGGCGGUAAUGUCGAUCCUGUUCCCGCCCGGCAUCGGCAAAUACAUGGCCGCCGACCUCGGCAACCAGGAGCAGGUGCUCUCCCUGUUCGCGAACUUCACGUGGUCUGAUGAGCUGACGGCGGAGCAGGCGGCCAUCGUCGACCACUGGAGAACUCCGGAGGUCGACCACUUCGGGUGCCUUGUCAUAUACUUCUUCUCUAUCUUCUUCCUAAGCAUGGUAUCGUGUACUCUACCGGUGCCGGCCGGCAUAUUCGUGCCGGCGUUCAAGAUGGGCGCGUCGCUGGGCCGGCUGACAGGAGAGCUAAUGCACUACUUCUGUCCAGUGGGCGUGGCUUACGGCGGACAUAUACAGAAGAUAUUGCCGGGUGGCUACGCGACGGUUGGUGCGGCGGCGUUCACUGGUGCAGUCACACACACCGUCUCAACUAUCGUCAUCUGUAUUGAGAUGACGGGACAGGUGACUCAUCUUCUACCGAUUAUGGCGGCGGUGCUGGCUGCGAACGCGACAGCGGCGCUGCUGCAGCCGUCGUGCUUCGACAGCAUUAUACUCAUCAAGAAACUGCCCUACCUACCUGACUUGUUGUCGUCUGCUAGCCGUAUGUACGACAUUUGCGUGGAGGACUUUAUGGUGCGCGACGUGAGAUACAUCUGGAACAGAAUGACUUACCAGCAGCUCAAGGACAUACUGAAGGAGAACAAGACUAUCAAGAGCUUCCCCCUAGUAGAUAGUCCAGCGUCCAUGGUGCUCCUGGGUUCCAUUCACCGCUGGGAGCUGGUGAAGGUGAUUGAGAAGCAGGUGGGCCGCUCCCGCCGCCUGCAGGUGGCAGCACUGUGGCAACGAGAGGCCGAGGCCAGAAGACGAGAUGAGGAGAAGAAGCAGAAGACAAGACGACCGUCGCGGUUUGAGGUGACACCAGCGCCGGACAUGCUUCAAGUGCCAGGCUCCGGCAUGACUCGCGGUACCUCGCUGACGUCGCAGGAUCAAGGUGGACUUAUUCCAGCUCCUGGCCAGUUGUUUAGACCAAAAUCUAUUCUGAAGAAGACUAACUCCUUUACACUGAACCGAGGACUAGUGUCGCCCGGUAGCACGCCACAAACGCCACUGGGGCAACAGCCCUCCGUGUAUACAACUGUUACUGGCGCAGAGACCAGAAUUCGAGCAGCAUUUGAGGCGAUAUUCAAGAGAUCUACACUUCUGCCCGACGUGGAGAGCGGCCUGUCAGACCAGCUGGGUGGUCUGCCUAGAAGUCCGUCUAUCAAUAAGAAAGUGCAAUUGCCCCGCGAGCGCGUGUGCGACAUGUCCCCUGAGGACCAAAAGUCGUGGGAGCAGCUCGAGAUGGCGAAGGAGAUCGACUUCGACAGGAUGCUGCAGAUUGCGCGGAAACGUGAACUGGAGAAGGAGGACUCGGAGUACGAGGACGAGGGCAUGUACAUCUGCCACAUCGACCCCGCUCCAUUCCAGCUGGUGGAGAGGACUUCCCUACUGAAGGUCCAUUCGCUAUUCUCAACGCUCGGUGUGAGUCGAGCGUACGUCACAGCUAUCGGCCGUCUCAUAGGCGUCGUAUCACUUAAAGAGCUACGCAAAGCAAUAGAGGACGUGAACUCGGGGGUGCUGACGCCGCUGUCCCGGCCGGCGCCCCCCUCCCCGCUGCCCCCGCUCAUGAUCAACGCGCGCGGCACCGAGCCCGCCCCGCCCAGCGACAGCGACACCGCCCACCUCACCGCCCCCGCCCCCAGGUAAGCGGGAUAACAUUUUGACUAGCCAAAUGUACGAGCAGGAGUGUUCAGUAUUGUUUCACAACUAUAAAGACUAAGGUGCUUCCAAAUUUUCACCGACUUCCAACAAAGGAGGUGGUUAUUAUAGUCACAAAUUGAUGUAAAUAUCGCUCUUAAAGUUGUAGAGUAGGUUAGAACGAAUCGAAUAAUGACGACGGAUCCACGGAUACCUUGCAUUUUUAUCAUACGUAAUUUAGUAAUGAUAGUCGAAAAGUAUUAUACAACUAUGUAUUGACUUGACAUUAUUUAAUGCAAUUACAUGUUUUCCUUUACUAAUGAAAAAAUAUACAAUGUUUUCUCCUUGUCUAUUAAGCGUAUUUUGUAAUGUAGCAGACAAGAUCAAAAGAUUGUAUAGCUGAUGCAUUGCUUAAAUAUUAUUAUUGGUAAGGGCGUUUAGACAAUAGUAUUUUCCAAUGGAAAACUAUUUUGGUUUUGAUUAAAAAGAGAUAAUUCAAUCUGAGAUUCUCUUUUGGGAAUCUGACUUUUUUUUGCCAAAUAUCAAGGCUUGUGAUCAUAAAUUCAUUCCAAAUUUUAAAUUCCUAGGUGAUAAGUUCAUAGUGAGAUGAAAGUCUAAAAGACAUUUAUUUAUUUUAAAAUAUACCGUGCCAUUUUGCCUUUUUGUUUUAAG
Molecule: messenger RNA, 3748 nt
Organism: Aricia agestis (brown argus)
Lineage: Eukaryota; Metazoa; Arthropoda; Insecta; Lepidoptera; Lycaenidae
Gene: ClC-a
Product: chloride channel protein 2
Exons: 24
Coding region: 227-3085 (952 amino acids)
Biological process (GO): chloride transport; transmembrane transport
Cellular component (GO): membrane
Molecular function (GO): voltage-gated chloride channel activity
Source: RefSeq, a predicted model, not a curated record